AUGCUGGCACUGGAAGCCGGUAAACAUGUUCUAUGCGAGAAGGCCUUCACCGUCAACGCAGCUCAGGCGAAAAUCCUAUGCGAAACUGCCCGGAAGAAGGGUCUUUUCCUAAUGGAAGCUGUUUGGACUCGGUACUUUCCACUGAGCAUCGAAGUGCGACGCCUCGUGCAAACCGGAGCAAUUGGCGAGGUCUUGCGUGUGAUAUCCGACUUGAGCAUUGGGGAUGAGCCUGAGACUACCUGGAACGCCGACCAUCGUAUGGUAAACAAGGACCUCGCGGGCGGCGCGCUGCUUGACUUGGGUGUUUAUUCUCUUACUUGGGUUUUCCAAAUUCUUUACCACACUCUACCACCAUCUCAGCGGAAACCGCCAUCACAGAUUGUGUCUCAUAUGUCGAAAUAUCCUAACACCGGAGCAGACGAAGAGACGACUAUGAUCAUAACAUUUCCUACGACAACGCCGACGGCCCUUCCUAACCGAACCUCACACGCUGUAGCAAUGACAGCUUUCCGCGUUGCCACUGACCCAGACAAUCGCGGCUCUGCUGGCCCCUCUAUUCAGAUCCAGGGGACUAAAGGGCAUAUCCAAAUCUUCGGGCCUGCCUUUUGCCCGGAGAGAUACCGCGUGGUACCGAGUAGUCAAUCAGGAGAAGCGACCACUAUCCAAGAUACUCAUAUGCCUAUCCCUGGUGGUGCGCGCGGGAUGUUCUGGGAAGCCGACGAAGUCGCUCGCUGUAUCCGCGAGGGGAAACUUGAGAGCGAGACUCUGCCUUGGGAUGAAAGUAUCACGAUUAUGGAAGUGAUGGAUACAGUCCGUCAGCAGGGAGGGCUGACUUAUCCAGAGAGCAUCGAAUCGACAACUUACCCACUGGCUCUUUGA
Molecule: messenger RNA, 879 nt
Organism: Penicillium lagena
Lineage: Eukaryota; Fungi; Ascomycota; Eurotiomycetes; Eurotiales; Aspergillaceae
Product: Gfo/Idh/MocA family protein
Exons: 2
Coding region: 1-879 (292 amino acids)
Molecular function (GO): nucleotide binding
Source: RefSeq, a predicted model, not a curated record